Molecule: messenger RNA, 2018 nt
Organism: Octopus sinensis (East Asian common octopus)
Lineage: Eukaryota; Metazoa; Mollusca; Cephalopoda; Octopoda; Octopodidae
Product: leucine-rich repeat protein 1-like
Exons: 5
Coding region: 223-1476 (417 amino acids)
Molecular function (GO): protein binding
Source: RefSeq, a predicted model, not a curated record
GCGUUUGAAAAUUGCAAUUUGCUUUCGUGAAAAAUUUACAUCAAAGAGAUUGUUUUCUUUUAACCUUCUGCUAGUGAUCAGUUUCACGCGUAGUAAUAUAGAAGUCUGUAAAUAGUUCGCAGUGUGAUUUUUCCCGCAUUUCUUCAAAUAUGUUUAGGUUGACAUGUCUUCGUUAAUUACGGAAAUAUUCAUUGGCAGAGGCUUCUUAACAAACAGGUGAAGAUGCGGCUUCAAUGUGACAUGGAAAUCAGUAACCGGGCUUUACCAUCCCAUAAUUUGAAGAGCUCAGGACGUUGCAGCCGAGGCUAUUUAAGUAUUGGACAAAACCCAGGCAGUACAAAUAAACAGAGGACUGUUUAUAUCAUGCUUUGUACUGCUAAAGAUAAAACUGGGACCAAAUAUGUUGUGAAAGACAAUGUGGAGAAAGUGUUCUGUAAUUUCAUCAGUGAAGGUAAAACUACCAUUAGGUUUAAAGAGCCUCAAGUGGAUUUACAUAUUAGCAAGGCAGAUUCCAUUCAGUUGAAAAGUUUUCUCACAGUAUUAAAAGCCAGCUUAAAGGGAGAAUGCCCCCAACAAAAAUCAAACUUAUCUACUUUAUCUGCAAUUACACCAAAGCAGAUUGAAAACAGCAAGAAGAAACUGACCAUUUUGAAACGACAAGAUUACCCCAUCUUGAAGGGUUUUCCAUUUUCCCUUGUCAGCUUGAAAAUAAUUGGUUGCCACAUCAAGAAAUUAGACUCCAGGAUACCUUCAUUGAAAUACCUGCAACAUCUGGACUUAGCCGAUAAUGUCUUGCAGGAGCUCCCCGAGGCUUUCAGUCGCAUUCUUCUUACUGACUUGAUCCUGAAGGGAAAUCAGUUUUCCAACUUCCCCCAAAUUCUACUCGAACCACCCCUGUGUGAUAACUUAACUGUCUUAGAUCUCAGCAGUAACCAGCUUCAAAGACUUCCCUCUCAUAUUGACAAUCUGAGGAAAUUACAAAUUCUCAAAGUGUCCCGCAAUCAACUGAAACAACUCCCCAUCAAUAUUGGUAACCUCUCUUCUCUGAAGAACUUAGACAUCUCUAACAACCAGUUGCCAUUAUUGCCUGCCAAUUUCAUCAAAUUAUGUCUUCAUGAACUUGACUUGUCACACAAUAGUUUUUCUACAACUCCGCAUCGUAUUCUUCGACAGUGUUUAGAACUUCCUUCAUUGCAGUCCAUUUGUGUCAAAUUCAUAAUAAAUAACAAGAUCCCUUACUGUGAAACUAUGUACAGAGAUUUACAUGAACUGAUACGAUCACAUAAACGCUGCUGGUGUGGCAAAGUUGUCGUGGCAAAAUUCAUUCACUGUAUUUAUCAUGCCAGCAUCUCUUUUAUGGUAGCAUCGUUGCUCUCAACAUCAGAGAAAACUUUUCCUCUUGAAGCAUAUUUUUGUUCACAGAAGUGUUUUGACCGUUUUACACAAAAGCAAUUUCAAAGUCCUCUGGUCACGUAAGUGUUUCAUUGAUAACAGUGGAUGUGUUUCAUUCAUUCAUUGUGAAAUUCUUACACAAGUAUCAGUAGCUAAUAUGUAUUUAUUCUGACCUAACCUUGUAUAUUAAUACUCUACAAUGUUUUAGUCAGUAUUAAGGUUUAUUAUUAUUUAACAUAAUUUAAGAUAAUUUUGACAGUGUCUUGUGCAAGACCAAUAUUAGUGAGCUCAAGUGAGAAGCAAGUAUUUGUUUUGGAGGAUAUUGAAUUGUUUCUUAGCUUGUGAAUGGUUAUAAAAAAAAAUGGAUUUAUCUUCAAAUUGAAUGAUAGUGUUUAAAAAAAUUGAAUUUAAACUAAAUAAAAUGCAGGAUACAAAGUGAUGAAAGUGAACUGUUAUUUUAUGUUUACUGCUCUCGCCUGUCAAGACUAGAUUUUUUUGAAAAUCUCCAGAUGUGUUGUAACACUAAGUCUACAGCUUGAGUCAGAUGAUUUUAUUAAAUUAUCUACCAUUGUGUAAGAUUACUAUCAUAUGUACACACUCAUUAUUAAAUAAAUGCAUCCAACUUA